Messenger RNA from Erythranthe guttata (spotted monkey flower), 2400 nucleotides. Its product is annotated as putative pumilio homolog 8, chloroplastic. The record is from RefSeq and is a predicted model, not a curated record. Gene Ontology annotation, biological process: post-transcriptional regulation of gene expression. Gene Ontology annotation, molecular function: mRNA binding. Lineage: Eukaryota; Viridiplantae; Streptophyta; Magnoliopsida; Lamiales; Phrymaceae. Gene Ontology annotation, cellular component: cytoplasm.
AUAUAUAUAUAAUAUAUAUCCAGUACAAUGUAUAUGUAAACCAAUCACAUUCAUCUUUGCAUGCUGCACCAACUCCUUUCCCAGAAAUUAAAAAAAAAAAAAGAAAUCCAAAAAAAACCCAAAACCCAAUCGAGCUGAAAAUCAAAACCCAGAUGCUGAAAUUCGGUAAUCUCUCAUGGGUUCUUCCUCUUUGAUCGUUUCUUCGUUGUCGGUAUUUUGAUUAUUUUCUUCUGUUGUUGUGUAUAUAUAUUAAUUAUAUAUAUGCCAAAUUGAGAAGAAUUUUGUAGAGAGAGAGAGAAAAAAAAAGAUGAGGGGCGUGAGUGAAUUUGAAUUUCCAUCGAUGAAUUUUCCGCCAUGGUUUUUUGAUGUUGACGAUGAUGGCCAUGGCGGUAUGCAUGAUUUCUUGAAGCAUAAUAAUAGCAAGUACACAUACUCUUCUCCAUUGACUGGUUUUAACCUGCAACCCGAUAACCCGUACCCGUACCCGGCCCAUUUGAUCUACGGCGGUGACGGGUCGUUGUCCGAUUUCAAGAACCCUAAUUGCAUCAAUAAUUCCUACGACGAUUCUCAUUUGUCUCGAGAUUUUAGUAGAAUGUACAUCAGUGAUGAUAAUGAUCAGCUGAACCCUGCUUCCAAGACUCCGAUUCGGGUUGUUAAUCCGACGGGUCUCGAGAAUCGGGGGGUAGGGUUUAAUCUCGACGGAGGGUUUAAUCCGCCCCCCUUGAAUUUCUUCGAGGGAGGGGAGACGACGAUUGCGAAUCUGUCGAGAUCGGGCGAUUUCUUAACGAGGCCUCAAUUUCGUAGGACUACUAGUACUAAUGCCCCCCAAGUUGGUGAUAUUUACGGGCACGCCACUCAAAACGGGGCGAAUCCGGUCGAACCCCGCGAUUUGUUGUAUACUCCGAAUGUGGUCCGUUUGAUGCCUCGUCAUAAUGGAAGGAACCAAGUACUACCCCACCGGAGUAUCGAACCACCUCCCUUCUUCACGAGGGACGAUGGUUUGGCAAGUCAUGCUCGUUCGAGGGGGCAAAAUGGGAAGAAAUCGCAAAUAAGUAACCCGAAGUGCAGCUCGCUCGAGGAAGCUCGUGGGUAUAUAUACCACAUGGCGAAGGACCAGCACGGGUGCAGAUUCUUGCAGAGGAUGUUCGACGAAGGGAAUUCCCGAGACGUGAAUAUAAUAUUCAACGAGAUUAUUUGCCACGUCGUCGAACUAAUGAUGAACCCUUUCGGAAAUUAUCUCGUGCAGAAGUUGUUGGAAGUUUGCGACGAAGAGCAGAGGAUGCAGAUUUUGAUUAGGGUGACUCGAUUCCCGGGGGACCUCGUUCAAAUCUCUCUUAACACACAUGGGACUCGGGUGGUGCAGAAGUUGAUCGAGACGCUUAAAUUAAGGCAGCAUAUAUCGCUUGUUAUUUCAGCCCUCGAACCUGGUUUUCUUGUCCUAAUCCAAGAUUUAAACGGUAAUCACGUUGUUCAACGGUGCUUGCAUUGCUUUACCACAGAAGAUUGUAAGUUCAUUUUUAUUGCUGCCACAAAGUACUGUAUCGAAAUUGCCACGCACCAGCACGGGUGUUGUGUGCUGCAGCGUUGCAUCAGUGGGUCCACCGGCGAGCUUCGUAAGAAUUUGAUUUCCGAGAUUUCGGCAAAUGGACUUAUGCUCGCUCAAGAUGCUUACGGAAAUUACGUAGUUCAGUUUAUUUUGGACCUCGAGAUUCCAUCUGCUACAUCGAAGCUGACGUCUCAGUUCGAGGGGAACUAUGUUAAUCUCUCUACCCAAAAAUUUAGCAGCCAUGUUGUCGAACAUUGUUUAAAGAUAUGUAAUAACGAAAUCCGGUCGAAGAUAAUCAAAGAAUUACUCUCCGCCACUUGCUUCGAGCAGUUGCUUCAAGAUCCGCAUGCAAAUUACGUACUUCAAACCGCUCUUAAUUAUUCUGAGGGUCGCCUCCAUAAUUCUUUGAUCAACGCAAUUGAAUACUACAAGGAGAUCUCGCGUAGCAGUCCCUAUACGAAGGGGAUUUUCUCUCACAAGCUUUUGAAGAGGUGAUUGAUUGUGUACGAUCGUGCAAAGUGUUUUUGUUGUUGUUCUCGAGCUCGAGCCAAGUUCACAGUCGAUUGAAACGCAUAAUCGAAUAAUGCAGUAUUGGUUCAUUUUGUUGUGGAAUUGUACCCUCUCGGCAUUUUGUUCAAUAAUUUGGAUGUUUAUUGGUCUGUUCUACUUUCAAACCGAUCAAUAAAGAUCUAGGUUCAAUUUACACACACCAGUGCGGAUAUGUGUGUAAUAAAUGAAUAAUGAUGAUGUACAUGGUGUAUUUCACCUGAUGUAGCAUGUAAUAAACUCGACGAGCAUAUGUGUGCGUGUUGAUGAUGGUGUUGUUUUUUGGAGUGAAAAAAAGUUUGUUAUAA